AUGAACAACAGCGCAGCAGUUAUCGAUGCUCAACGUGCCCAACAAGCAAUCUUGGAACAAUGCAACGACGCCGACUGCCCACCUCCUCCCUACGCUUUACGAGAACUUGUCGGCAAAGGUAGCUUUGGCCGCGUGUACAAAGCCGAUGCGAUCGCGACCGGGCAAAUCGUUGCCGUGAAAAUAAUCAGCAUCGAGGAAGGCGAUACACCAGAUCCACGCGCCGACACCAUUGGAGACAUUUUGAAAGAGAUUGCUACCUUGAAGAUUUUGAGUGAAACCGGAGCAAAGAAUAUCAACAAGAUAUUUGACAGCUUCGUUUUUGGACAUUCGGUAUGGAUGGUUACUGAGCAUGCCGCCGGAAGCGUCGCCACUCUGAUGAAACCUACCGGCAACCUGUCUGAGAAAUGGGCUGUACCUAUUCUUAGGGAGGUUGCCGAAGGAAUUUUCUGGGUCCAUCAGCACGAUAUCAUUCAUCGCGACAUCAAAUGCGCUAACGUUUUGGUAACUGAAAAUGGUGGUGUCCAACUUUGCGAUUUUGGCGUCGCUGGAAUCCUCGAAACGAAAUUCGAUAAAAGGAAGACUUUUAUCGGAACAUUGCAUUGGAUGGCUCCUGAGCUUUUCGACCCUGUCGUUAGCUACGGCAAAGAGAUCGAUAUCUGGGCUUUUGGAGCGUUGGCUUACGAACUUGCUUCAGGGCUGCCUCCAAAUGCCACGAGGAGCAUCAACGACAAUUUCGGCGUUUAUCUCAAGAACAAUGCACCACGUUUGGAGGGCGACCAGUACUCGGACCAGCUCAAACAUCUGGUGGCUUUCUGUCUGGUGCAAGACCCAAAACAACGGCCAACAAUCGAGCAAGUACAGCAUCACGCGUACAUCUUCGACACAAUCGAAGCAUUUCCAACACACUCGCUUUCCACCUUAAUUUCCGCCUAUAAAUUGUGGGAAGCACACGGUGGUGUCAGGCAAUCAUUAUUUGCCGCUGGCGGCGCUCAAGGUUCAAUUGACCAGCCAUCUACGCAAGAAGGUUGGGAUUUCGACGAGGAUUAUGCGACCGGAGAUUUCGACGAGACUGUCAGCGGUGAAAUCGAGCUGAUUUCUCAGGAUGAGAUCGCGUCAAUAUUGCGCGAUGUGUAUGGAAUCAACACUCCGGCCACCAUAGGUUUGGGGGCACCACGUCGCCGCCGCUUGCCCCCAACUGCCUCGCACAUCAAAGCCCCUCUCGAAAAAGUCUUCGACCCGAACACGAUGACCACCUAUCACGAAAACGCUAAGGUCUUCUACCACGGAUCCCAGUACAUGGUUGAGCAUCCUUCAUCGGAUUUACCAUUUCGCAAAUUUGACACUCCGCCGAUACGGGAAUCGUUGAUUGAUCUUGAUGCGGCCCUGGAUGGGAUCACGCCUGACAUGGGAACCAUCAAGCCCGUGUCCAACAGGUUUAACGCGUUUCACCGCCAAACCCUGGAAUGGACAUUUCCAAAGUCGGAUCUUGGUCAACCAAGCGUCAGCGUGUCUAGUGAAUCAAGCGUCAGCAUGGCGAAGGACUCAAUCCCGGUUUCUCCUUUUUCCUGGAAUAAUCGCGAAUCGGUGGCCAGUCUCAUUAAUCUUGAUGCGAGCGUGAUCGAACCGGCCGCUCGGCCGUCAACUGCAAGCUCAACAAUCACAUCAAUAAGCUCUGACGACGAAGGCAGUGCUUUUAGUUUGGAUAACAAAGAUCGUACGCCAGGCCAAUUGUCUCGAUCUCCGGUCUGGUCAAACAGAGAACCUUCCAUCUAUGUCACAGACGAAUCUGCUCUGCCCAGUUCCCAAAUGGUUCUGUACGAUCACUCGUCUUCCAUUCGUGGGGCGUCUCCUGUUGACGCAACAUCCCCUACCUACCUGACCUCUCCUACCCGACAACUGGAGCACAAUCUCACAUUACCUGGACCACCAUCAGCCAAGUACCUCCACGCAGGAGACAAAGCUAGAAUUAUCGGCCCCAGUGGUGAGGAUUACACGGUCACCUACGACAAGCAGCUCGCGAUGAGAGAGAACUGUCACGUCUUCACCGCCCAGCACUCUUCUUCUCCAGAAGACAACGGAGCAGCAGUCGUCAAGGUCAUCCGCUCGCCCUCUGGCCCAGUUGUAAGGUCAUUAGAGAUGCAAAGCUUGCGUAAUGUCAGCAUUCGUCCUCCAAUGUGA
Messenger RNA from Pyricularia pennisetigena, 2178 nucleotides. RefSeq lists its product as uncharacterized. Lineage: Eukaryota; Fungi; Ascomycota; Sordariomycetes; Magnaporthales; Pyriculariaceae. Bases 1 to 2178 code for a protein of 725 amino acids. The record is from RefSeq and is a predicted model, not a curated record. Gene Ontology annotation, molecular function: protein kinase activity; ATP binding. Gene Ontology annotation, biological process: protein phosphorylation. The transcript is spliced from 3 exons.